CAGCUGAAAAGAAUGGGUAGAAAACCAUGCUGUCUCAAGGAGGGGGUCAACAAAGGAGCAUGGUCUGCGCAGGAAGAUAAAAUCUUAACCAACUAUAUUGAACUCCAUGGAGAAGGCAAAUGGAAUACUCUUCCCCAAAAAGCUGGUUUGAACAGAUGUGGGAAGAGCUGCCGGCUACGAUGGAUGAAUUAUUUGAGGCCAGGUAUUAAGAGAGGUAAUAUUUCUCCUGAUGAAGAGGACCUUAUCAUUAGACUUCAUCGUCUUCUCGGUAACAGGUGGUCUUUGAUAGCUGGAAGGCUUCCAGGACGAACAGACAACGAGAUCAAGAACUAUUGGAACUCUGUACUGUCGAAAAAGUUGAAUGGCGAUGCAUCAAAGCCACCGAAUAGGCAAUGUGAAUGUGAAGGGAAGGAAUCUGUUGAAAAGUAUAGAUCGGGUAGUACUCCUAAUGUGAUUGCCCCUAAGGCCAGACGUUGCACUGGGACCUUAAUCUCACUUGUCAAAGGAAACCAUUUGCCGAACAACCCAUGUCUUGCUUCUUCAACCCCAGCGGAUGAUGAAUUAACGUUGGAAUCUCAAAAGGAUGACGUCCAAAUGCCUAAUGUAGAAGAUGAGGCAUUGAUUGACAGCGAGCUUUAUAUGCCUAAUACUUUGGAUUACUUAGAUUUCUCACAAACUCGGAUAGAGGACAUGUUUGAGAACGGUAACAUGCAUGAGAGUGAGCUUGCACCCAUGUUAGAAAUGGAGUUGGAGAACCUGACCUCUUUGCUAGGACUGGAAGAUGAAUGGAGAGAGCUUGAUGUUGAAAAUGAUUAA
Molecule: messenger RNA, 816 nt
Organism: Theobroma cacao (cacao)
Lineage: Eukaryota; Viridiplantae; Streptophyta; Magnoliopsida; Malvales; Malvaceae
Source: RefSeq, a predicted model, not a curated record